AUGGGUGUGGAAGAUGGUUCAUUUAGAAAGCCAGGUGCAGUUCCAUUCAAGUGGGAGAUAAAACCUGGUGUACCAGUACACCACAACCAUCAUAACUACCAUAACCACCACGACCACCAAGAACCACAGGUUCUGUCACCGGAACCGCCAUCGCCAAAGCUCAGGCCACCUCCGGCAGGGUUAUAUCCAUGUUCCCUGGCUGAGCCGCGGACCAGAUCAUUUCGGUCGAGUCCGAGAGUACGGUCCGAACGGUGGAGGUUCGACCGGCCGCUUAUUACCCGACCGGAAACCGUGUCGGCGGGUUGCUUCUUCUCGCCAUUGCUAAGGAGAUUGUCGAGCAAGAAGGCGGGUUCGAAACGGUUUGCGAAACCCGAUAAGGAAUCUCAAAGUGUUUCGGAGCUCGAGACGCUUUCGCGGUGGUCGUUAUCGUCGAGAAAGUCGUUAUCGCCGUUUCGGGUUUCGACGUCGUCGUCUUCAGUUGCAUCUUCGCCCCGACUCGUUGGCGAUGCUGAAUGGGCCGGGUUUGGGCUUUUCUGA
Molecule: messenger RNA, 537 nt
Organism: Arachis duranensis
Lineage: Eukaryota; Viridiplantae; Streptophyta; Magnoliopsida; Fabales; Fabaceae
Exons: 1
Coding region: 1-537 (178 amino acids)
Source: RefSeq, a predicted model, not a curated record